GCCCCAGAGCGAGCCACAAUUGUGCACACUGACUGGCCCUUGUAUACUUACAAACUACGAACAACGCUUAUAUUCCAGAUAAGCCAGUAGAGGAGACAGUUGUCCCUUUGCCUGACAAUAGACAACCCGAUAGGUCACUAUUACUUAUAAGCUGGCGUCAUCUCGGGAGUGUUAUCGCUUUAUAACCUGAGACCACAUCCUCCGACGGAUUACAAUUCUACUUCAAACCACUAUCUCGGAGUACUCUACACCUCUAUACUCACUUUUGGGUCCCUCAAUCCCAAGUAAUGAACUCAGACAACCAGCGUAAUGCUGCGAAACUUUACCAGGAGGACAUAGUGCGACUGAAGUCAAACCCGAAAGUCUAUGGAGUGGUCAUGAGGUGUUGGCACGAUCCGGAGGACAUACCAUUCCCUGAAGAUGUUAUGGUCGAUCCUUUACUGCGGCCGUUGAAACAUGGCGAAGUUGGGGUCUCAUUCUAUCCUGGCGGGAAACGCGAGAUUCUGCAAGAGUCAGAACUCCAACUCGUGGAUCGAAUGUACCAACCAGGAGACCUUCUGAAGAAGAGCAUAGAUAAUCCCCGCGCAGGAAUAGUCACUAGUAUUGAUGUGAAAGGUCGUCUUGAACACACGAUCAGCGGCGAAGAGAUUCCUGGUUGGAAGGGGACAGACGACGUGGAAUGCUCCUUCGAAGUAGAUAUGGGUGACUAUGUGGUAUACAAUGACUGGGUCGGACAGAUCGUCGAGAUAUUUGAUGAAGCUGUCGUGGAACUCUCUUCAGAACAGCUAGUACGUUUACCGGAACUGAGUGCAAGACUUGCUGUGGGGCAGCGAGGGAACAAUAUCAUUCCCCAUUCAGUAUCUGGAGUCCAGAAUCUCUUUGGCUUCCUUCUUGGAAACGGACGCACAAAUGCACAAGACACAGUAAUAGCUGUCAAACGGACAGUACUGGCCAUUGCUUGGUUGGCCAUCAACCAAUCCUUGACAUCUGCCGAAGCAGCAACUCGGAAUCGUCCCCAACGUUUCUGGUACGGCAGCGACUUAUCCAAACUUACACUAGUCCGCCGACGUGCCGAACAGGCGAUGCGUGUAGGUGACCGUGUGCUGCUGAAGAAUCCGAACCAAAGCCCUGCGACGGUCCAUGGUCGAGAAGGGGAUCCUGCCGGUUCCGUGACCGUUCGCGAUCUUGUUGUUACGGAGACUCACACUAUGGUCAAUGUGCUUUGGCAAGAUGGUACACGCGAUCUGCUUGACUGCAAGGAGACCAUACCUUAUGUCAAUCCUGAUGAAUAUGACUGCUGGCCUGGUGAUCAUGUCAUCUGGAAGAGCGAAGAUGGGCAACGAACUGCAGUUGUCCAGUCCGUAAAUGCAGUCGAGCGUACAGCCCAGGUCAGAUUUGAUGAUACUGGCGCUACCGAAUUGGUUUCUGUCCUCGAGCUUGAUCCACACGGGGUUUCAGAUUGGUCUGCUGUAGCUCCUCAUGAAGAGAUGGGUCUACAUCGUGGCGAUUGUGUAUUCAUUCAUCCAGAGGGUAGCAGUAAUGGUGUCGAGAAGCCUAUGGUACCCAAGAUUGGUGAGCUUGAAGGAUGGGUGCGAGAAAUGACUAUGGACCCGAACGGCAUGGUCAUUGGUUGGCGUAAUGAAAUGAUUGGCCUUGGAAAUGCAAUUGCUGAGCAUCGUGGAAGGGACCCAAGUGUGGAAGAAGGCAAGAUUAGGCGACCUCAGAAAGGGCACCCUUCCCUGCAUUGGUUUGGGGAAGUUACCGACCUCCGACUUGAUGGAACAGUCGAAGUCAUGUUUCCUGACGGCAUUUCUGUCAAUCUUCCCCUGGAACGCCUGACGCGACUAUAUGACGGUCUUGAACAACUGCAAGAAAUGUGGGGCGACGACGGGUCGGACAGCCAAGAUGACGAAUCGGAGCAUGUACACGGCGACCAUAUACAAUUCUGGGCAAUGGGUGAAGACGGACAAUGGGUCGAGGACGAUGCGCUAGAUACUGAUAACUGGUUGACAGAUGAGGAAGAGGACCCUUCAGAAGUCCCCGCUCUGUCCCCUCCUGCUCCAUGCGACACCACAGAUCCAGAAACGAUGCGAGCUCAAAUGGAAUUUUUUGAGAGAUUGAAGACAGAUACCAUGAAUCCAUCUGGAGACGUAGAGGAUUCACCCGAUGCUCUCCCUUCCGAUGACGUUCAGGCAGAGCGCAGUUCGAAUGGGGAAUUGCCGUGGAAACGCUUCGAUAUUCUGCCGUCUGCACCACCAGAUCACGCAUUUCACGCUUCGACGCCUGCUCAAACAUCACGAACUUUCCUUGCGCGUCUUUCAAAAGAGUACAAGAUCCUAGCCAGCAGUCUUCCAGACACUAUCCUGGUUCGCGCAUACGAAGACCGUACUGAUCUACUCAGGUCUCUCAUCAUCGGUCCUGAGAAUACCCCUUACGAGGACGCGCCCUUCGUGAUAGACUGGCAACUUGACUCGAACUUCCCACAUAGUCCGCCAAUUGCCCAUUUCUUGAGCUGGACCAAUGGCAAUGGUAGAGGUGAGUGUUUCUUACCAGAUACUCCUCGAUGUGUGCUCACUCUGAUUAUAACGUGCAGUAAACCCAAAUCUAUACGAGGAAGGGAAAGUUUGCCUUUCAAUAUUGGGAACAUGGACUGGAGACAAGAGCGAGAGCUGGAGUGCUUCGCGGUCAUCGUUACUACAAGCGUUUGUGUCUAUCCAGGGACUCGUCUUGGUGAAAGAACCUUGGUACUGUGAGCCAGCAUACGAGAAGCUCAGGGGUACAGAGGAAGGUGCCGUAAAUAGCCGCCUCUACAGCGAGAAAGCCUUCGUCUUAUCCAGAAACUUCGUCCGACGUGCCCUAGAGAUCCCGCUGGGAGGUCUUGAGGGCGAGAUAGACUGGUUCUACUACAAAAGGGGCCUACUACGGAAGGUGGUGACAGAUGCCCGGUCUCUGAUAGAGAAGAGCAAGACGGACACGUCCGAAGCAGAUGGUGAUCGAGCUAUUCCAAGGUUAACGGGUGGCGGUAUCAUCGCACUGGAACGGACGUUGACCAAACUGCAAACUCUUCUGGAUGCUCAUCGUUCUUCGUAAUUUUAUCGCUGUCGUUUUGUUUGGUAGUCUAUCACAUUGCUAUAUCCAUUCUCUCUGGUACUCCGGCAUUUGUAAUCUUUCGCAUCCAUAUUGUUUAUGUACAAGAUCCUGUAGCAUAGGGAUAGAAUCUACCUAUCAGGUUUCCACCAAGUUACGGUUUGAGCAUGUUCUACACCAUUCAGAACACUGUUGCAUUCU
Somion occarium is the source of this 3288-nucleotide messenger RNA. NCBI's taxonomy places the organism in Eukaryota, Fungi, Basidiomycota, Agaricomycetes, Polyporales, Cerrenaceae. The record is from the annotation of a GenBank genome assembly.